Sarcophilus harrisii (Tasmanian devil) is the source of this 2798-nucleotide messenger RNA. RefSeq names its product DEAQ-box RNA dependent ATPase 1 (gene DQX1). The transcript has 12 exons. The record is from RefSeq and is a predicted model, not a curated record. Gene Ontology annotation, molecular function: RNA binding. Gene Ontology annotation, cellular component: intracellular anatomical structure; spliceosomal complex. The coding region runs from base 275 to 2443 and encodes 722 amino acids. NCBI's taxonomy places the organism in Eukaryota, Metazoa, Chordata, Mammalia, Dasyuromorphia, Dasyuridae.
UUGGGACGAGUGGCGUCCGGGUGGGGCAGAAUCUGAGUCCGAGAGUCGCUUGCUCCAGCUCCUCGCCAAGGUUUGACCCCACAAAUCGGGCGGCCCCGUGGUCCCGCACGGCCCCUCGGCCACUCUUCCCUCUCCGCCGCCAGCUGUCUGGCGGGAGCCCCGCCCCCAGGGCCCGGGGGCGCUGAAACCCGAGCCUAGCAGGCUCCACCUUCUCCCUCCCGGUUGGAGCCCAUCACCUGACUGCCAGCCUCUCUCAGGUCCGUCCUAGGCUGCCAUGGCCUCGGACGCUCCCGGGCCCACCGAAGAGUCGGGCCUUAGUCCCGAUGGGUCGGAUCUGGCCGUGAACCCUUACGACGGACUGCCCUUCUCUUCCCGAUACUACACGCUGCUGGCCCAGCGUCGGGCCCUCCCCAUCUGGGCUGCGCGCUUUAGCUUCCUCGAGCAGCUGGAGAGCAGCCCCAGUGGGGUAGUGCUUGUGUCGGGAGAGCCUGGCUCCGGCAAGAGCACCCAGAUUCCUCAGUGGUGUGCUGAGUUUGCGCUGGCCAGGGGAUUCCAGCAUGGCCGAGUGACCGUCUCGCAGCCCCAGCCCCUGGCUGCCCUGAGCCUAGCUCUCCGAGUAGCUGAUGAAAUGGACCUAAGCUUGGGCCACGAAGUUGGCUACAGCAUCCCCUUGGAGGACUGCACCGGACCAGACACCCUGCUCAGGUUCUGCUGGGACAAACUGCUAUUACAGGAAGCAGCGUCAGCCCGAGGUGCAGGAGCUUGGGGUGUUCUGGUACUGGAUGAGGCCCAGGAGCGGUCAGUAGCCUCAGAUGUGCUGCAGGGAUUAUUGCGGGAUACAGGGUUAGGGAACAGCCUCGAGGGCCCACGCUUAGUUGUGGUCACCGAUCCAGCCUUUGAAUCCAAGCUCUGUGCCUUUUGGGGUAACCCUCCUGUGGUUCGAGUAGCCCAGGGGCCUGAAGAGGGCCCUAUUCCUGUGUACAGAGAUCCUGCUCCCACAGAUCUGGUGGGUGCUGCCUGCAAGGCUGUGCUGGAAUUACAUCAGGAUGGGGUUCCAGGAGAUGUGCUGGUCUACCUACCCAGUGAAGAGAACAUUUUGCAGUGCUGUGAGUGUCUUCGAAAGGAGGCAGAGAGGUUGGAUCCUGAGCUGACCCCAUUUCAGGUGCUACCACUACAUGCUGGACUUGGCCGGGCUGUACAGGCUGUGUAUGAGGAUGUGGAAGGAGGCCCUCGGAAGGUGGUGGUCACUCAUUGGUUGGCUGAUUCAUCUUUUUCCCUCCCUUCAAUCCACCACGUUAUUGACUCAGGACUGGAGCUUAGAAAUGUUUACAAUCCUCAGAUCCGGGCUGAAUCCCAAGUGAUGAGGCCGAUCAGCAAAAGCCAAGCAGAAGCCAGGAGGCUGAGGACCAAAGGCCCCCCACUAGGAUCCUGCCUCCGCCUAUAUCCCAAAUCUUUUUUGGAGUUAAGAGCUCCCUCAGUCCCUUCACCUCGGGUAUGUGAGGAGAAUCUAAGCCGACUAGUGCUACUGUUAAAGAGGCGACACAUUGCAGAGCCAGGAGAGUGUCACUUUCUAGACCGGCCGGCCCCAGAGGCUCUAAUGCAGGCGCUAGAAGACCUGGACUAUCUGGCUGCCUUGGAUGAUGAUGGUGACCUGUCAGACCUAGGAGUCAUUCUUUCUGAACUGCCCCUGCCCCCUGAGUUAGCCAAAGCCCUGCUGGCUGCCUGCGAAUUUGACUGCGUGGAUGAGAUGCUAACCCUAGCAGCCAUGCUCACCACUGCCCCUGGCUUUGAGGGGCCCCCGAAGUGUGCAGAGGAGGCUGCCCAACGACGAGCACUGGAACACCCAGACGGUGACCACAGCACCCUGAUUCAGGUGUAUGAAGCCUUUAUACAGAGUGGGGAGGAUGAGAAUUGGUGUCGGGCUCGGGGUCUGAGCUGGGCUGCACUGUGCCAGGCCCAGGCAUUUCGGGGAGAGCUCCUGGAACUGAUGCGUCGAAUUGAACUUCCCCUGUCUCCACCAGCAUUUGGCUCUGAACAGAAUCGAAAAAAUCUUCAGAGAGCGCUGGUGUCGGGGUACUUCCUCAAGGUGGCUCGAGACACAGAUGGGGCUGGCAAUUAUCUGCUCCUGACGCAUAAGCACGUGGCUCACCUGUCCCCCUCCUGCUGCUACGCAAAUCGCCGACCCCCUGCCCAGCCUCCUCCCUGGGUGCUUUACCACAACUUCUCCAUCUCCCAAGACAACUGCCUCUCUAUUGUGUCUGAGAUCGAGCCCCACAUGCUGGUGGAGCUGGCUCCCCCCUACUUCCUGAGUAACCUGCCUCCCAGUGAGAGCCGAGACCUGCUGAAUCAGCUGAGAGAAGAGAUGAAUGGAGUCUUCUCAGAGAAUGAACCCCCCAGCCAGGACCUCAGCCUGGAUGACAAGGAUGCUUGUGCCCUGCAGUGAUCUCUGCCUGAGGACCGGCCUCGAGAGGAGCCACAAACGGCCACGUCACCUGCCCGACCCAGGGCCUGGCCACAAAUUGUAGGAGCCCAGGGGACAGGGUGUGGGUGCGCAAGGAAUGCAGGGUAAGGACUGCGAUGGGGGAUUCUAGCAGGGGGAGGGGCCAGAAUGACCAGGAGGGUACCCUCCUUCCCUCCCCUCCACCUUCACCAUAAAAGCCUUUGCUCUGCCUUGAUUUUUCUGGACGACUUCUUAGAGGCAUCAUGUACUGUGGACACAAGGAGUUCAUGAUCCUGGGUUUGGGGGCAGGGUGGUGACAACUGGGUGUCCGAGUGGAUGGAGGGACAGCCUGCAGUGA